UACUGUGUUCGGUCAAACGCCAUUCAAUUAUCUAAAGAGCAAUAAUAUUGGACGUUUUGUCGAUCGAGUGUUCAACUAUUCAAUAGUGCAAAACCGGUGUAUUAAAUGGAUUGUUAAAAUAUGAAACAUUCCGUGUUUGGUUAAAUCGAUUCGCUUUGAUAACCACUUACUUAUUGCGCCUUGUAUUCGAGUUCUCACGGAUUCUAUACAUCAUCUUGUUUAAUAUUCGCUUCACGUAUUUUCAAUGCCUUAAACAACGAGUCAGCUCGGUUUGUUCAUUUAAACAGCAUAGGCAUAUACAUGUACAUUGUACCCACUUUUGAACUUCCAUAAAUGCGCCAGUAUAAUUCAACAUCUGAAGUGUUAAACAGAAUUUAAAGUGUCGUUUUAGUGCAUUGACUUAAUGGUUCAUUACAAAUAGUGAAUAUAUAGAACAACGAGGUGUUUUAACAGUUGGAAUAAUUAUUCGAACGCCCAUUGGAUAAUUUGACAAAGAUAAUGGGUUCACUAAAAAGCCAUUAAAGGAUAACAUUGCUUAAAUAGUGUAUGUGUGUGUCUGCGAAUAUCUUUUUGGACAAACCCAUUUUCAGACCAACAGCCUCUGUUCUUUGAGCAACAUAUGAAAGAUAAACUGGAAGUUUGAUUGUCGCACACAGUUAAAAUAGUUUGAUCGACAAUCCACCAAGUAGCCGGUAACAGCACAAACGACAUUUCGUGACGUAAGACGUGACGUCAUGGGCAACGUCAUUGGUCGCGUGAACGCGUACCGUCGCCAGCUGAAGCAUCUGAGUGACGUGUUCGAGGGUCGCGUCCCUAAGGUUUUAAUUCUGGGUCUGGAUGGCGCAGGCAAGACAUGCCUGAUGUACAAGACUAAGCUGGACCACACGAUCUACGCCAACCUGCCGCCCCGGGGAAUCAACAUCGAGCACACGCGGCCACGCCGUGGAGCCCGGAUACAGCUCUACGACAUGCCGGGAUCCAAACUCUCGCGUUACCUCUGGCAAGCGUUCCUGAAAGAGGCCGAGGCCAUUGUGUGGGUUGUGGACAGCAGUGAUCGGGUGCGAGCAGACGAGGCCAAGUUCGAGCUUCACGACCUGCUGCAGUCCCGCUCCCUCCGCCGGGUCCCCGUCAUCGUCGUCGCCAACAAACAGGAUGCCGACGGUGUAAUGGGGCCAGAGCAAGUGAGAACUGAACUGGAUUUGGCAAGCAUCCAAGAUCGUGACGUCACCAUUCACGGAGUCAGCGCAAAGAACGGCACUAACGUGAAGGCUGUCUUUGUCGACGUCGUCGAUAAAAUCAAGGCGUACCGUCAUUUCAAGAGCAGUCUUCAGUCACCGAAACCAGAUCAUCAAAAUGGGAAGAAUAAAAACGAGAUAAACGGUAUAGAGUUUACAAACAUAGAGACAAAAGAUGCAAACGAAAAUAUACCGUCGUUGUUUGAAAAUCUCAAAAAGCGCGAACAAGUCACGGACGUUGACAACGAAAUUGACGUAGUUCCGGGACCUUCCGGUGUUCAGAGUGAACAGGCGGUAUAUGCGGGUCAUUCGGUAGACGACGCAGACUAUGCCUCCAAUUACACCGCUGAUAAUCCAACACCCGACAGUUUAAGCCUCGCUGCCCAGAGUAUCGAUGACAUGCGCAAAGAGUCGAAAGAGAUUGGAAGUAACGAGAGCGUGAGAGGGAGCGCUGUCGACACAGGUUCACGGGAUUUUUCUGAUAUCGACAGUCGAGACACAAGCAGCCGAAAAAGCGUUGACGAGAGAGUGAACGAGUCGUUGCUAAGCAACAACAGCGAGAAAGAUUGUGUGAAGCACUUGGAGGACAUUGUGAGAGAACACGGUAUGGAAUAUGUGUAACAUGACGUCAUCAGAAACUUGACACUUUACGCGAGUGCGCAUUUCAGUUGGUAAAUCAUUGGAGGAAUGGGUGGUAUUUGACGUUCAUGAACGAUUCUGUAUUUUCUCAAAUUAUAUGCCAGUUUUUGGAUAUUGAUAUUUCCUGUGGCAUAUACGUAUGUUAAGUUAUCGGAGCGGGGACCUAUACAAACAAACGAAACAUUGUUUGUAUAGGUCCCUGAUCGGAGCUUCUAAUACGUUGCUGUCUGUGAUAGCAUCUACCUGUAUCGCCCCAGGCGUAUGGCACUUAGGUGGUUAUCUAAGAUCUGUCUUCGACUCAUUAAAAUGUUUGGAUUUAAAAGCCGUAUUAAUUUAAUAUGACUUGGUAAUAGAAGCUCAGUACGAUACAGCUUUGUUUAAUUUGUGAAGGCUAGUAGACAAAGAAGAAGAGUUCUUAACUGUUUCGCUUUUUAGUAUUAAUAUAUAAACAUGUGCGAUUAAAUGCAUGAAAUACAUUGUUCAUAAAAUAGUACCCAAAAACCAAAAAUGGUAGGCUUUGCAGACAUGAGUUUUACAGGAUGUUUCAGUCCGUUCACGUUGACUGUUUGUUAGACAUAUUACAACGUCAUCGUUCAAUCAAAUGCGCUGUGCACCAUGUGAAUUAAGCUAUAUUUGUUAAUGUGGUGUAUAUAUUACAUAGUUUUAUAACACAUUUAUUAUAUUGCACUCUGCUUUUCUGCAAAUAAACUCCUAUGUGCUAUCAAUAGAUUGAUAUAUACGCCAA
Molecule: messenger RNA, 2619 nt
Organism: Dreissena polymorpha
Lineage: Eukaryota; Metazoa; Mollusca; Bivalvia; Myida; Dreissenidae
Exons: 4
Coding region: 735-1856 (373 amino acids)
Biological process (GO): vesicle-mediated transport; intracellular protein transport
Cellular component (GO): Golgi apparatus; cytoplasm
Molecular function (GO): GTP binding; GTPase activity
Source: RefSeq, a predicted model, not a curated record